Molecule: messenger RNA, 1820 nt
Organism: Ceratosolen solmsi marchali
Lineage: Eukaryota; Metazoa; Arthropoda; Insecta; Hymenoptera; Agaonidae
Product: aldehyde dehydrogenase X, mitochondrial
Exons: 10
Coding region: 138-1604 (488 amino acids)
Molecular function (GO): oxidoreductase activity, acting on the aldehyde or oxo group of donors, NAD or NADP as acceptor
Source: RefSeq, a predicted model, not a curated record
GUAUAGUGUAUGAGCGAUCAGUUGGAGCUUGUGCUUUGCAGUAAACAGAUGUUGUUUAUGGAUCGCUGAUGUGCUCGUGCAGACACGAUCGUUACUAACUAUAUACAUUAUCACUGAUAUAUAUUUUAAUCACAGCCAUGGAGACCUCCAAGCCAGUCAUCAAAUAUACGAAGUUAUUCAUCGAUAAUGAAUUUGUGGAUUCCGUUAGCGGCAAACAAUUCCAAGCGAUUAAUCCAGCAACCGAAGAAGUUAUUGCUAAUGUAUCCGAAGGAGAUAAGGCCGACGUUGAUAAAGCCGUAGAGGCAGCUAAAAGAGCAUUCGCAAGAAAUUCCAAGUGGCGCUCAAUGGAUGCGUCCGAUAGAGGGAAAUUGAUGUUUAAUCUCGCCAAUCUCAUUGAACGGGAUAUUCAGUAUUUGGCAAGCAUUGAAACGCUCAACAAUGGAAAAACAUUCGUUAGCUCGGUGGAGGACAUUAAAGCAACCAUCAACGUCCUUCGAUAUUAUGCUGGCUGGUGCGACAAAAUUCACGGGUCGACUAUUCCAGUCGGCAAUGGUUAUGUAUCAAUGACGCGAAAGGAGCCCGUCGGCGUUGUCGGCCAAAUCAUCCCGUGGAAUUACCCGAUAAUGAUGAUCUCGUGGAAAUGGGGUCCAGCGCUCGCGGCCGGCUGCACAAUCGUCCUAAAACCGGCCGAACAGACGCCCUUGAGUGCGCUGUACCUGGCCGCCCUUACCAAGGAGGCCGGUUUCCCAUCAGGAGUCAUUAACGUCGUUAACGGUUACGGGCCGACUGCCGGGGCUGCGAUCGCGGAGCAUCAGGACGUGCGGAAGGUCGCCUUCACCGGAUCCACCGAGGUUGGACGCAUCAUCAUGCAAGCGGCUGGUAAAAGCAAUUUGAAACGAGUUAGUUUGGAGCUCGGUGGAAAAAGUCCUUUGGUCGUCUGUGCUGACGCCGAUGUUAAAGAAGCCGCCAAUAUCGCUUACCAUGCGUUAUUUGAUAAUCAUGGGCAAAGUUGCUGUGCUGGAUCGCGCACUUUUGUUCAUUCAAGUAUUUAUGAUGAAUUUGUAAAUGAGGCGAAACGGUUGGUAGCGAAUAGGAAAGUUGGAGAUCCGUUCGAUAAGAAUACCGAUCAAGGACCACAGAUCGAUGCGGACAUGUUCAAUAAAGUGUUAGGAUUAAUUGAGUCGGGAAAGAAAGAGGGCGCGACAUUGAUUGUUGGUGGUGAUCGUGUCGGUAAUGCAGGAUACUUUAUUCAACCUACUGUAUUUAGUAAUGUUGCGGAUAACAUGAGAAUUGCACAGGAAGAAAUCUUUGGGCCUGUUCAAUCUAUCUUCAAGUUUACCGAUAUCGAGGAAGCCAUUAGGAGAGCAAAUAAAACUUCAUACGGUCUUGCAGCUGGUAUUAUUACUAAGGAUAUCAAUAAAGCUCUAUCCUUCGCCAAUGCGGUAGAAGCAGGAAGCGUUUGGAUUAAUGGUUAUGAUCUAAUUUCUGCUCAUACACCUUUCGGUGGAUAUAAAAUGUCUGGAAUUGGACGAGAAUUAGGUGAGGAGGGACUCAAUGAAUAUCUUGAAAUCAAAACAAUAACUAUUUAUACGGCUUCCACAUAAAUUUACAAUUGAUUCAGAGGACAUCGUAUACUGCACAAAUGAAGGUGUUUUUAUAUUAUACAGGCUUAUAUAUUGCUACAUAUUUGUUAAAUAAAAUUUAACAAAUAAUCUCGAUAAGAAGGAAAUUUUUACAGUUUCACAGAUAUAUUAAAAUACUUAUAUUUAAAUUUUAAUUAAUCAUUUAAUUUACCUACCAAGUUUAAUUUUUAUUAACAU